This is a messenger RNA of Erinaceus europaeus (western European hedgehog), 4749 nucleotides long. RefSeq names its product protein O-fucosyltransferase 1 (gene POFUT1). The record is from RefSeq and is a predicted model, not a curated record. The transcript is spliced from 7 exons. Gene Ontology annotation, biological process: Notch signaling pathway; protein O-linked glycosylation via fucose; regulation of Notch signaling pathway. Gene Ontology annotation, molecular function: peptide-O-fucosyltransferase activity. Lineage: Eukaryota; Metazoa; Chordata; Mammalia; Eulipotyphla; Erinaceidae. The coding region runs from base 57 to 1232 and encodes 391 amino acids. Gene Ontology annotation, cellular component: endoplasmic reticulum.
GUCCCGCCUUCUCUCUCCGCCUCGAAGCAGCGGCGCGCUGAGCGGCCGACGCUAACAUGGUUGUUGCUGCGUGGGCAUGGUGUCCCGCGCCCUUGCGCGUGUCUUUCCUGCUGCUGCUUCUGCGGCUCCAGGGGCUGCUGGCGGGCUCCUGGGACCCGGCUGGUUACCUGCUCUACUGCCCAUGCAUGGGGCGCUUUGGAAAUCAGGCUGAUCACUUCUUGGGCUCCUUGGCAUUUGCAAAGCUGUUGAACCGCACCCUGGCUGUACCUCCUUGGAUUGAAUACCAGCACCAUAAACCUCCAUUCACCAAUCUUCAUGUAUCCUACCAGAAGUACUUCAAGCUUGAGCCACUCCAGGCCUACCAUCGGGUCAUCAGUCUGGAGGCCUUCAUGGAGAAACUGGCACCCACACAUUGGCCCCCUGAGAAGCGGGUAGCAUACUGCUUUGAGGUGGCAGCCCAGCGAAGCCCUGAUAAGAAAACGUGCCCAAUGAAGGAAGGAAAUCCCUUUGGCCCAUUUUGGGAUCAGUUUCAUGUGAGUUUCAACAAGUCAGAGCUUUUUGCAGGCAUUUCCUUCAGCACCGCCUACAAAGACCAGUGGAUCCAGAGAUUUCCUCCAAAGGAACACCCAGUGCUUGCCCUGCCAGGGGCCCCAGCCCAGUUCCCUGUCCUUGAGGAGCAUAGACCUCUCCAGAAGUACAUGGUAUGGUCGGAUGAGAUGGUGAGGAUGGGAGAGGCCCAGAUUCAUGCCCACCUCAUCCGGCCGUAUGUGGGCAUUCACCUGCGCAUUGGCUCUGACUGGAAGAACGCCUGUGCCAUGCUGAAGGAUGGGACAGCAGGCUCACACUUCAUGGCCUCUCCACAGUGUGUGGGCUAUAGCCGCAGCACAGCCGCCCCUCUCACUCUGACUAUGUGCCUCCCUGACCUGAAGGAAAUCAGACGGGCUGUGAAGCUCUGGGUGAAGGCGCUGAAUGCUCAGUCAGUCUACAUUGCCACAGAUUCUGAGAGUUACCUGCCUGAGAUCCAGCAACUCUUCAAAGGGAAGGUGAAGGUGGUGAGCCUGAAGCCUGAAGUGGCCCAGAUCGACCUAUACAUCCUCGGCCAAGCUGACCACUUUAUUGGCAACUGUGUGUCCUCCUUCACUGCCUUCGUGAAGCGGGAACGGGAUCUCCAGGGGAAGCUGUCCUCUUUCUUUGGCAUGGACAACCCCCCUCAUUUGCGAGAUGAGUUCUGAACCUGACUGGAGCACGUACCUGUCUGAGCUGGUCGCUCUAGCUAGGUCUGGCAGCCAAAGAUGCUCUCAGGAUUGAUUCUCCAAGGACUAGGUUCCUCUUUAUUACCUGCUAGAGCCAAAGAAAAGUACCAAGGAUUUUAUGGAAAAGGAAGAUGAUCCAUGUCUCAGGGCAUAGGACUUGUAAAUUCCUGGAGCCAGAGCAUCUCUCCUCCCUAUGUGCUUCCUCACACAUGGGAAUUUCCCGCAUCAGCAAAGCAAACUGACUUCUGUCUUUUGGUCUGCCCUGCUCAGAGUAGCCUGGAACACUGAACUCUCUUCAGAAAAGUUUUAUAUAUUAUUAUUAUUUUUAUAUAAGACAUCAUCACCCUAGAACUUACUCAUGUAAAAAAAAAUCAGUGAAGUCUAUUAACAAGCACCUAAAGUGACCUUACUGAAUAUAGAUAAGACCAGGGACCAUGUGGAGAGACUGACCACUUUUGCAGAUAACCCCUCAAAGUGGCUCUCAAAACUCACCCCUGCUACCUGGCCAGAGCUAUUAUUAACCCUCUUUUUUAAGUCACUUUCAGGAUUUGAGACACUAAUGCUUUCCCACUACAACACUAUACAAACAAAAGUUAUCAGUCAUUAUACAGUUAUCAGUCAUUAUACAGUAUACCACAGAUAGCUAAAUGCUGCUUACUCAGCAAGGAGCAUAUGCUAUCAAUACAGCCAGAUUAUUAUAGGAUAGUUCUUUUUUUUUUUUUUUUAUCUUUUUCUUUUUUUUUAACUGGAGCAAGGCUCUACUCUAUGGUAGUGCGAGGGAUUGAACCUGGGACUUUGGAACCUCAGGUAUGAGAGCCUCUUUGCAUAACCAUUAGGCUAUCUACCCCUCCCCUCAGAGCAUGGUUGUCAGAUUCUCUUGAUAGUUUGUGGCCUGCCACAAACUUGGCACCAUCAAGGUCUCAUAACACAUCACUAGGGGCCAAUGAGCCUGGCAGAAUCUUUCUAGGCUGCCCUCUCCUUUUUUCAUCUCUUGUUCUGAGAAGGCUGAUGACACAAUUUUGCCAUUAAGUUGACAUCUAGUUCCUGCUCUUCCAGCCUCCUUUCUGCAACUAAAGCCCUCAUCUCAUAAUCUCACAAGGAAAUUUUUGAUAACCACUGACCAGAUUGAAGGUGUGUAGGACCUGGGAGUCAUUAGACUUCCCAUUUGGAGAAGUCUCUGUCAAUCUUAUACUGUUAUACUUGUGUGUGUUUGUUGUUCUUUUUUUUUUUUUUUUUUUUGCUUUGUGUUUUUUCUCAGGUGCUCCAGUUUUAGUAAUCAUUAACUCCUGAAAGCAUGUGAAUUUUUUGGCCAUGUGGUUCUAAAAUUCAUGUCGCAUCUGCUGUUCUCCUCUAUGCCAUAAAACUUCCUUCAGCUUUCAUUCCUGGGAAGGUCAAGGAGGUUGAUGAAAGCCAUGCCCAGAGCUCCAGGCAGGAGCUUUUCCCUUGAUUCACUUUAUGGAAUAGUUUUUGUGUCAGGUCAGACCCCAUCAGAGGUUGUAGGACACCUGCAGAUCUUAGCCAUCAAGGCUGGAGUUCGCUGCUUAGAGCUGCUGCCUACAUCUAAGUAAGACAGUAAAGAAAGGGCUUUUGUGUUUUCCCAUUCAGGGAAAGUAAAAUGUUUUCUUCGAUCCUGGGAGGACUCUGAGAAGUAGUUUAUUUCUCCAAACUUAUUUGCAAACCUCAGUUAGAAACAUAGGAGGUUAUACACCCCUGUGCCAGCUUGGCUAUUGAGACUGUGUGGUUUCCUGAUUGCUCUCAUUUGUUGGAUUCAUUUGAGGUUCAUAGCCUCAAAUGGACUCUAAUGAACCAUCCAAAUCAUCUUGAUUAGUGUUGGCAAUAAUAAUAGCUUAUAUUUCUGAAAGAGAGGGCACUGGAGUUCUAGUCAGCUUCAGUUGUGUUCUGUAGACAAGCACUUUGUUUCUCUUUGACCCAAUUUCCUCAUCCAUAAAGUGGUGAUAAAGCCAAGAGGGUUGUUUAAAAGGCUUAAAUCAGAUAAAGCACAUAUAAGAGCACAUUGUAAAUUUGAAAGAGACAAAGACAUAUAUGUGGUUGUUGAUUAAUUUGACUGCCCCUUGUCUCACACCUGUUCUGUGCCAGGCACUGUGCUUCUUAAGUCCUUCAGAAGCACUUUCUAAUUUAGUCCCCAUCUUAGCUCUGGGAAAUAGGUACUAUUGAUAUUUCCUUUCUUUGCACAAAGAAAAAUUAAUGGCUCAGAAAAUUCUCAUCGAUUUCCCAAGGCCAUAUAGCUGCUGGUGGUAAGCUAGAAUUUCACUUUCCAAAGCCAGUAGUGUGGGGUCAAGUGGUGGCACACCUGGCUGAGUGCACAUGCUACAAUGCACAAGGAACCAGGUUCGAGCCCCCAGUCACCAUCUGUAGGGGAAAAGCUUCGUGAGUGGUGAAGCAGUGCUGCAGGUGUCUCUCUUGUCUCUCUCCCUCUUUAUCACCCCCUUCCCUCUCAAUUUCUGGCUGUCUCUAUCCAAAAAAUAAAAAGAUAAUUUAAAAAAAAAAAAAAGCCAGUACUGCUAACCACUGUGCUCUACUGUCCAUAAUUCACAAAAUACACUAUUAAGCUGUAUGUGUCAUAGAAGUCUCAAUAGGAAAAAGAUCAGCCGCUAGGUUCCCACUGUAGGUCUGUCAUUUCCAGGAGGUUUCAGGGAGGGGGAGAUAACCCAAGAAACAGAAAGCCUGCAUGAGGCUUACGUCUCUCUAGGAUGAUUAUUUAGUUAAGUAUUCUCUAAUUCAUCAGGCACUUAUUGAUGACCUACUAUGUGCCAGACUGCAGGAAAUCAGACCUAAAGUCUUUGUUCUCUAGGAUAUUUGCAUCCUACUAAGUAGCACACAUAAUAGACAAAUGUGUUGUGGGAGGUGUUGAUAAGUAUAAUGGGGAAGAAAAUAACACUGAGUCGGGGUGCAGAGAGGCAAGCAGUCUUAAUCUAGGAGGCUCGGGGCAGUGUCUCUAAAGAUCUUCUGUGAAGGAAGAAAAAGGAGCACAUUCUGAGUCUGGAGGCAGCUCACCCACCACAGAGGAAACAGUGAAUGCUGAAACUGGGGCCAUGCUUGAAGGAAUAGCAAGGAGGCCAGCAAGGCUGGAGUGGCGAGAGCAGGGCAGGUGACCUGGAGUACAGCAGUAAAGUCAAAACUGAGUUCUUUGGAGAGAUUGCAUCUGCUUAACUGACAGAUCAUGAUUUUUUUUUUUUUUACUUUUAUUUUUGAAGGAUCUCUGUGACUGUCAAUUGAAGAAGAGAUGGGAGGGUAGAAACAGGUUCAGGUGAGAGGCAGUGGAACUCAGGCAAAAGAUUUUUCACUGAAGAUGAUAGAGGGCAGAUUCUGGCUAUAUAAAGUUAUUUUUUAAACAGUCUUUUUAAAAAAAGAUGUCUUUUUUUUUUUAAAUCAUGCAAUGUAGACAGUUUAAUGUCCUAGUUUUUACUUAACCAUGUAUCAUAUUUUCUAUGUUGGUACAUAACUGAAUAAACAUUUUUAAUGACAUAACAUUUCA